Molecule: messenger RNA, 3070 nt
Organism: Hippocampus comes (tiger tail seahorse)
Lineage: Eukaryota; Metazoa; Chordata; Actinopteri; Syngnathiformes; Syngnathidae
Product: serine/threonine-protein kinase DCLK3-like
Exons: 7
Coding region: 1724-3070 (448 amino acids)
Biological process (GO): intracellular signal transduction; protein phosphorylation
Molecular function (GO): ATP binding; protein kinase activity
Source: RefSeq, a predicted model, not a curated record
GUGUCAUUAUUUAACUCCGGCUUCGCAAGUUCUCAAGCAUGUCACAUUCCACCAGUUGUCUAACAAAACAGCACAGAACAGUUAGAACUGGCGAAAGCUUGACCUCCCCCCCGCGAAAACACUUUUCCCGAUUCAUCAGUGCAACACUGGGCCAAGAUCCCAGAAAAUGAGGCCAAUGGAAUUUCACAUCAGACUUGGACCACAUUUGCACAAACCAUUUUUCUUAAUCCCAAUUUUUUUUUCUUUCAAGCAACCUAAUUUAUACUGAUCAGUAUCCAAUCUAUGAAACCGAAGAUGAGGGCAGGAUUUAAAUUGUGGGUCCAAGUUCAAACAUUAUCACUCAAGUCCAAAAUCAAAAGUCCAAAUCUGGAGGAAAAAAAAAAAAAAAAGCACCAUUUCUGCAACAAGUAUCAAGAAAAAGUCAUCAUUGCCAUAUAAAUAACCAGUUACCAUUCCAUUUGAGCAUUGUUACCUCACACCACAUGUUACACACACACACCCGCACUCGUGUCCUUCUGCCCGUCCCGCAGCAGCCUGUCUGGACUCCGGUGUGUGUGUGUGUGUGUGUGUGUGUGUGUGUGUGUGUGUGUGUGUGUGUGUGAUAUAAACAGGUGUGAGAUACACAUGCAGGAAAAAAAAAAAAGACACACGCACACAAACGGGCCACGAGGUGAAAGGUAAAGAAUAUAAAAGACUGACCUACAAGACUGACCUGUCAUAAAAUGUGUGUGUGUGGGGAGGAGGGGCGGCGGCGCGGGGGUUUUAAAUAUUUUAAUAGCCAGUAGUCGAUUAUGUGUAAAAUGCUACAAACUAUCUUGCCAAACCCCAUUUAAUGUGUAAUUUCAGAGAUGCUGCGGGCUGUUUUGGCGCACUUCCGCCAUCUGUUGGUGAAAUGGCAAUAUUGCAACCAAGUAAAUACCUAGUAGAUAAAAUACGAUUGUUUCGAGUUCAAAUGUUUGAGCUUCAUUUUCACCCCCCCCCCCCAAAAAAGCCACUAACAUGUUUAUAUAUUUUUUUGAAAGACGUGGUUACAUUACGCAGGUCACUUCAAUAUAUUUUCGUAUUUACGUUACGGUUGAAUAGUCAAAGCACAGGAUAUAGAUCCGGGAGGUCAAGAAAAGAAUUCCUAAUCCAAUAUUAACAGUAGCCCAGGAGACAGAACAAUGAAGCUGGUGGCAAGGGGGCCUUAAUUAAAAAAAGACCACCCAGUGCGUCACAUAUUGCAUCCCAGAGCAUGUUAGCAAAGGAUUGCACCUUUGUUGUGUCAAUAAGAAACAGCCCAGUAAAUUACCCAACAACUUUUAGUGCAAUAUUAUGAACAUUUACAUUUCAUUCUAAGAUUAAAUGAAUGUGCACGCUCGUGUUUAGUGACGAAAGUGAAAAUAUUACAUAUCCUCAAGUUAACUUCAAAAUAAAAUACAUUCGCUUGUCAUAAGCGCCACAAUGCACAUUCAACGUUGAAUUCUUGCUAGUUUGAAUAAUCAUUUUACUGCUAUGACUAGCAUAAUGUUUGACGAUACUGAGAACUUUUACCGUCCGAGUAUCUUAAUUUGAAGUAACAAUUAACGAUACUUCCUUUGCGAAGCCGUCUUGCUUGACAAAUAACCAUGGCAACCGCGUCACGCCAGCCGUUGUUACAUUCAGCUCGCGAGGGGGUGACGUCAGAGACUUGUUUUCAAUCGGAACUUGGUUCUCACUUAUUUCGGUCUUGUUUUGUUCAGAAAUGGCACCACCUGUGAAGGCUCGGUAUGGCUGCGACCCGGCAAGGAAAUGGAGACCCACAGCAGCCCUCUGCCCUUCUUUGAAGCGUACGGGCGGUGGUACGGGUGCUGCUGCGCCUCCUCUACCGCCACCCCUCUGGCACGCUCGCCACCACCCAGGACAGAUCCGGGGGGCGGCCCCUCACCUGCCGCUCUUCCACGGGCGACACGCAGAAGAGAGCGCCGAGCGACCCCGUCUGGUCACGGUCGUGCAUCCUAGUCCAAGCGCACCGCGGAAGGUGACGGUGCUUUUAAACCGCAGGGGCGUGGUCUCCUUUGAGCAGCUCUUACUGGACGUCUCGGAAGCGCUCGGGUUUCCUCGUUGGCACCGAUCCCGAGUGACUCGCCUCUACACGGCUUUUGCCCGAGAGGUGAAGAGCGUUGGCGAAUUCUUCCACAGCGACACGGCCCUCUUGGCACUCGGCAAAGGCCGCCCGGAGCUGAACGCCCUGCACGAGGCGCUGGAGGAACUGUUCCCGGAGCAGUCCCGCUACCGGGCCGAAGCACUCCUGGUCUGGGAGAAGAAGCUCCGACCGGGGCCAGAUAAAGCCGCUAAGGCAGACAGCGGCUACAGUGAGGGGAUGGAGCACAAGGUUGCCACGGAAGAUAGACCGCCACCCGAGACGGAGAAGUUGAGUAAAGGCGCGUCCAGGAAAGCAGCUCAUCAUCCAAACCACCUGCAGAAGCUCCGCGUAAGGGGCAGGGUCUACGAGGAGAUGCCACCUGCCAUUGGUCAAUUUCAACAAGAGCAAGAGAUGGACUUUGCUCCUCUGUGUGAAAACUGCUUGGCGAGAAGAGCCAAGCGUCCAAGUCCGGAGUGGAACAAUCCGUUUUCAAGAAGGGCCCCAUUGCCUCCCGUGCGCAGGAAACAAAUGGGAAGUUCACCCCAAGACUCAAAGAGCCUUCCUGCCAUCUCGAGUGAAUUCUCGGCGCUUCGCUCGGAGGGCAGCGAGGUCGCCGAGGCUGACGUGAAUCGCCUCUACGAAAUGGCGCGCAUCCUGGGGGAUGGCAACUUUGCGGUGGUGCGCGAGUGCCGGUGUCGCGCCGAUGGCCGGACGCUGGCCGUCAAGAUGGACGAAACGGCGGUCAUGGUGGCCGACGUGAGCGAGGCGCUUAAAUACAUCCACCGCAGGAGCGUGGUCCACCGGGACGUCAAACCAGAGAACCUGCUGAUCGUUCACACGGUUCCUGGCAUGACCAGACUAAAACUGGCCGACUUCGGCCUCGCCAUGGUCGUGAGCGAGCCGGUCUUCACCAUCUGCGGCACGCCCACUUACGUGGCACCCGAGAUUCUAUCCGCGACAGGUUAG